Molecule: messenger RNA, 2530 nt
Organism: Nomia melanderi (Alkali bee)
Lineage: Eukaryota; Metazoa; Arthropoda; Insecta; Hymenoptera; Halictidae
Gene: Mpv17
Product: Mitochondrial inner membrane protein MPV17
Biological process (GO): regulation of mitochondrial DNA metabolic process
Cellular component (GO): cytoplasm; mitochondrion; membrane
Molecular function (GO): channel activity
Source: RefSeq, a predicted model, not a curated record
GAACCUAAGUCGACGAUGUUUAAAUGUCCAUAUUGUUAAAACAGUUAAUAUUAAUAGAAAUGUAUAUAGUAAGAGAUUUAAACUGUCGAGCCUAUGUAAUAACUGUGCUUUUGCGUCUAAUUCAAUGUCUGUCGCGGCUCCGUUACAUGAUUCUAACAAAAUAAUACACAAAAUUAUAAGAAGAAAAAUUCGUGCACCACCUUUCACUGCCAUCUUUACUUCACAACCAUUUGCUAAUCAAACUGUCAGUUCAGCAGUAUGACCAACUAUAUUAAUGAUGCAAUCGAAAGUAACAAUAGAGAAAUAACUAAGCGAGUAAUAAAAAUACAUUUUUUUUAAUAGCAACAAAAUAUAUUAAAAUUUCAUCCAUUUAAAAAAAUUGAAUUUUAUUAAUUCAAUCACUCUUGAUUUUUUAUAUAAAUAGAAUAUAUAAAAGUUGUAUAUAAUACAUAAAACUUAAAUUUGUAGAACCCACUAUAUAAAGAUGAAUUGAGCAUUCGUGCAACACACGUGCGUUGCAUGUUACAAAAUUAAUUUUUCUAUAUAUUUUGUGUGGGUCGUGUAUCGCGCGUAUGUGUAGUGCGUGCGUGUGGUGUGUGGUUAGUCAAAUCUCUGUAUUGAAAGAAGUCACGUGGAAUUUCAAGGAUACUGUACUAAAAUGUUUUGUUUAUAAAAUUUAUAAUACCAAUUAUUUGCAAUAAAUGAAAAUACGACAAUAAUUUCUAUCUAUUUAAUGUAUAAUCUAGUAGGUUGUUGGUCAUAACAUUUAUUACAAACAUGCAAAGUGUUAUAAAAUUAUAUCAAAGAUUGUUAAUAAAAUAUCCAUUGAGGAUUCAAGCUGUUCAAGCUGGUACAUUGAUGGCAUUGGGAGAUCAGAUUGCACAGAAUUUAGUUGAACGAAAAAAAGAUUUAGAUUAUAUACGAACAAUUCAGUUUGGAAGUAUAGGUUUCUUUAUCGCUGGCCCAGUAACACGAACCUGGUAUGGCAUAUUAGAUAGAUACAUUGGUUCUAAAGGAGGAACUGUAGUAUUAAAGAAAGUAUGCUGUGAUCAACUUCUUUUCGCACCAGCAUUUUUAUUAGUUUUAUUGUCCGUAAUUGGUAUUUUGCAAGGAAAUGAUACACAAAAUUUGAAAACUAAAUUGCAAAAUGAAUAUCCUGAUAUUUUAAAAAGUAAUUAUAAGAUUUGGCCUAUGGUACAAUUAUUCAACUUUUAUUUUAUACCUUUGCAGUAUCAAGUUUUAAUAGUGCAAUCGGUAGCUUUAUUAUGGAAUACCUAUAUUUCUUAUAGAACUAGUAUAAAGAAACAAGAAUAGAGGUUUCAAACCGCGUUCUUCCUGUGUCCUGCAGUCGACAGAACAAGAUAUCACAUUCCACCGACAAUCAACGUCGCUUAUAUACCCUCGAUAAAACGGACUAGCAGCGGUUAGAGCCAACUGUCGAAUAUUAAACAAAUAUUCUGUAACCUUCUUCUAUAUUACAAGCUUGGAAAGUAAGCUGUAAACAACAGCACCCCAUUCCAAAGCCCAUUGCAUCCAUACUUUGAUUUCAUUCCUGCAUUAGAAAAUCUUGCGAACAUGAAAAUAUUAAAUCCAAACAAAUACAUACUAGGAAUGUUUAUCGCAACUUUUUCUCCGCGUCGUUGUCUUAUAUUUCUCGUUAAUGUUUUAAAUCGUGGGUGACCUGGAUAUAUAGCUUCAUCUGGGAAAAAUAAACUUCUCGAUGCACCAGAAUUUGGAGUUGCUUGUGUGGGAGGAUCUGUGAAGUCAAGAGCUCCUGUUCUAUAAGAACAGAUGUAAACUAUUAAAUAUUGUUACUAUAUUAUUUGUUGUAUAAUAUGUAAUCAUUGACGUACCUUGGAAAAUUAGUUAAAGACAUUAAUACUUCAUUAGGUUGUAGUAGUUUCGAUGCUUCUUGUCUCCUAUACCUCAUAUUGGCUUCAACAACAUUAAAAUGAAAUAGUAGUCCACCAUAUGGUUUUCCAGGUGUUCCUUCCACCAUGUAAGCACCAUAUUCAGGUCUCCACAAAGAUUUAAUAUUGCUGCGAAUGAAAUGUACAUUAGUAAUAAAUUAUAUACAUAUUAACAUGUAUUUAUAACUUAGAAUAUACUUACUCUGGAUCAUUAUAUUCUUUCUCAUUUAAAGUUUUCAAUAUCUCCUCAGCUCUUAAACUGAGUUUUGCAGUUUUUGCCUCGUCAUCAAAUUUAACGAGCAUGUAUUCCACCUAUGUCAGAAGAAAUUAUAUUAAAAUUAAAGAAUUUUAAGUGUCCUUAUUUGGACAAAAAGUAACAUUGAUAAUAUCUUGAUAAUCUUGAUGACUGCAAAUAUCAAAUGACAUAUCAAAUUUUAGAUAGUUAAAUCAAAAGCGUUGACUCAUGUAUCUGCAGGCAUUAAAGUAUAAUUGGAAAAACUCAAGGUCAUAGCAAUAGUAGUUCAUAAACUACAAUUGCUGACAGCAUUUAUUGAUUACCUCAAUCAAUACCAUGAAACAAUAAAUGGGCAUCACAAAACAAUGAGUAGAAUGCUUGUACA